Chenopodium quinoa (quinoa) is the source of this 3528-nucleotide messenger RNA. RefSeq lists its product as uncharacterized. NCBI's taxonomy places the organism in Eukaryota, Viridiplantae, Streptophyta, Magnoliopsida, Caryophyllales, Amaranthaceae. Gene Ontology annotation, molecular function: nucleic acid binding; RNA-DNA hybrid ribonuclease activity. The transcript has 5 exons. The record is from RefSeq and is a predicted model, not a curated record. The coding region runs from base 1 to 3528 and encodes 1175 amino acids.
AUGCUUGCGGAGGGCAUUGAGGAUGUGAUUCGUGAGUCUUGGAGUGGAGCCCAUCAUCUUGAUAUGCCUCAGAAGCUGCUGGCAAUUGCCCAAGAUUUGACAAAGUGGAGUAGUGACACUUUUGAGGAUUUAGGUGAGAAAAUAACAAAGGCAGAGGAGGAUCUUAAAGAGGCCCAAUUGCAUUCGAGUAAUCAGCCAAACUUUGAAGAAUCUUAUUGGUUUCUUCGAUCGAGAGUCUCAGAAAUCAAAGAUGGGGAUCGCAAUACGAAAUAUUUUUACCAUAAAGCGUCUCAAAGGAAGAGUAAAAAUUACAUCAAAGGGCUUAUGGAUGCUAGUGGAGAAUGGCGCACGGGUAAACUCGAAGUCGAGAAAAUUAUUCUUGACUUUUAUGGCUCUUUAUUCACAGGAGGCGAGAUUGAUGAUGGUUUAUUCACCGAGGUUCUUGCUAGUGUGCCACAUUUGGUGUGCGAAGGUACGAAUAACUCUCUAUGCUGUCCUUAUCCUAAAGAUGAAAUUUUUGCUGCCCUUUCUCAGAUGAGUCCUUGUAAGGCCCCGGGGCCUGAUGGUUUACAUGCUAUUUUUUAUCAGAAAUAUUGGCAUAUUGUUGGUGAUGAUGUGACUUUGUUUGUCAAUAAUAUUAUUUCUGGUAGAGUUUCGAUUUCCCAUGUGAAUCGUACUAAUGUGGCUCUAAUUCCGAAGGUCAAGGAUCCCACUUGCAUUUCACAGUUUAGACCGAUCUCCUUAUGUAAUGUCUUGUAUAAAUUGGCUUCUAAAUCUGUGGCUAAUAGGCUUAAACCCCUUCUUCAACGGAUGGUUACAGAAAAUCAGAGUGCUUUUGUCCCAAAACGCUUAAUCACUGAUAAUGCUCUUAUUGCUCUGGAACUGUUUCACACAAUGAAGAAAAGAUCAAAAGGUCGCAGGGGCUCUAUUUCUAUGAAGCUGGAUAUGAGUAAGGCCUAUGAUCGGGUCGAAUGGGAAUUUUUGAGAAGACUUUUGACUAAGUUGGGAUUUGCUGGAGCUUGGGUGGAUACUAUAAUGACUUUUGUAUCGACCGUCAGCUACUCUUUCAUCAUCAAUGGGAUCCCCUCGAAUGACCUUAUUCCCUCUAGAGGCCUUCGUCAAGGUGAUCCUAUAUCCCCUUACCUUUUCAUUCUAGUUUCUGAUGUUCUUUCUAGAAUGUUACAGUUGGCCUCGGAGAAGAAAUUGAUCCAUAGUGUGAGGGCUAGCAGAAAUGGCCCCGAUAUUACUCAUUUAUUCUUUGCAGAUGAUAGUCUCCUUUUUACUAGAGCUACUCGACAGGAAUGUUCAGUCAUUGUUGACCUUCUCAACAAAUACGAAGCAACUUCCGGGCAAAAAAUUAAUUUAGAAAAGUCGGAAGUAUCUUUUAGUAAGGGGGUUUCUAUGCCCGCCAGGAUCACUUUUAGCUCUGUCCUUGGGACGGAAAUGGUUGAGAAUCAUGUGAAAUACCUUGGUUUGCCAACUGAGAUAGGGAGAUCGAAGAAAGCGGUUUUUGCAUAUGUGAAGGAUCGAAUUUGGAAGAAGGUUCAAGGUUGGAAGGAGAAGCUUUUAUCGAGGGCCGAAAAGGAAGUCCUUCUCAAAUCUGUCAUCCAAGAAAUCCCAACUUAUCUCAUGGGGGUGUAUAGAUUUCCAAGUGGUUUGAUACAAGAGAUUCAUAGUAUGAUGGCCCGGUUUUGGUGGGGAUCGAAUGAGAUAGGUAGAAAGAUCCAUUGGAAAAGUUGGGAUGCUCUAUGCCAACCUAAAUUUCUUGGAGGUGUGGGUUUUAGAGAUUUGGGGGUAUUCAAUCAAGCUCUUCUUGGGAAACAAAUUUGGCGGUUAGCAACUAAUGAGGGCUCACUUGUGAGUCGGGUUUUGAAGGCUAAAUACUACCCGAAUACGUCCAUUUUUGAGGCAGCUCUUGGUCCGGUUUCGAGUUAUUCUUGGCAGAGAUUAUGGAGUUCUAAAGCCUUAAAAGCAGAGGGCGAGUUUGAGACAGUUGCGGAGUUAAUUGAUGAUGAUGCUUGCUGCUGGGACUUGGCUAAGUUGGAGAGGUUUUUUAAUGAGCAAGAUAGGCAGGCUAUUUUAGCCAUCCCGAUCAGCGAGAGAAUGCCAAAUGAUGCUCUGACUUGGGUGGAGAUAUGGAAGACAAAGACUACUCCUAAGGUGAGUCAGUUCUUGUGGCGAUGUUGCUCUAAUUCGCUGCCAACCCGAAGCAUCUUGGCUCAUAGGCACCAGAUUGAAGAUCAAGUAUGUCCCUGCAGCAAUUCGGCAAAUGAAACAACUAUUCAUGUUGUGAUUUUGUGUCCUAAUGCUCAUCAAUUGUGGCUGAAAAGUGGAUGCUUCGAGGCUCUUAAGUUUGCUACUUCUGAUUCCUUCGGUGAAGUAAUUCUUUCAUGGGGAAAACACUUAGAAGAGGAUGUAUAUCAGAGGAGCUUGUUCCUUGCUUGGUUUAUAUGGUUUCGCCGCAACAAAUGGAUCUUUGAAAACUUCUGGGAUGCUGAUGAAGCUGUUAUCCUGCGCCAUAGUAGGCUUGUGAUUGAUUUUGAGGAGUAUACCGAAAAGAUCUAUGGGGGUACUACUCCCUCAGAACCUGCUGGCAGAACGGUGUGGUUACCUCCCCCCCUUGGUGCUGUGAAAAUCAAUGUUGAUGCAUCCAUAUCUGAAGAUGGGUGGGUGGGGCUUGGUGCUAUAGCUCGUGACAGUAACGGGCAGGUGAUGUUUGCUGCGGUUAGCAGGGCCAGAGCUCGUUGGGAGCCUCUGGUUGCUGAGAGCAAGGCUGCGCUAUUUGGGCUCAGGAAAGCAAGGGAGCUAGGCUAUAUGGAUGUCAUAUUGGAAGCCGACUCUUUGCAGCUUGUUUCAAAAAUCAAGAAGCAUUCUUUUGCCUUUGCGACAGUUGAUGGUAUUUUAGAGGAUAUUGUUGUGGUUAGCUCGAAUUUUUCUUCCAUUAUUUGGUCCCAUGUAAAGCGUGAGGGUAAUUUUGUAGCCCAUCACCUAGCUAGGUUAGUGUCGUUUGGUCAUGAGCAAUUGUGGGAGUUCCUCGUUCCGGAUGAGAAUCUUCAGCUACAUGAUUCUGAGACGGUUAAAGUGCACUUAUAUAGAAAGGGUUUUGUGGAGGACUACCAUGAAUGGUUGUGUCAAGGUGAAGGGUUUCCAAUCAUCCCACCUCCCCAACCUAAUCCAUAUCGUGACAUGCUUAUGGAUGCCCUUGGGAAUGACCCACCUAACAUGGGUGGUGGAGAAGAGAGUCAUUUUGAGGAGGAAGAGACAAAUCCUCAAGCUAAGAAAUUCCUUAAUUUGUUAGAGGAAUCUGAGCGUCCUUUAUAUGAAGGGAGUUCCAUGUCUGUUUUGGAAAUUGCAUCUAGAAUCACAAGUUUGAAGUGUGAGUACGAGGUUAAGAAAGUAGUUAUCGGGUUAAAGCUUCCUCAUGAGAAGAUACAUGUCUUUCUAAAAGGUUGCAUGUUGUUUUGGAAGGAUGAUGUGAACUUGUCCAACUACAGAGUGUGUGGUAGCGAAAGGUAUAGCAAGACUUAA